Messenger RNA from Procambarus clarkii (red swamp crayfish), 5757 nucleotides. RefSeq names its product alpha-mannosidase 2C1. Gene Ontology annotation, biological process: mannose metabolic process; oligosaccharide catabolic process. The record is from RefSeq and is a predicted model, not a curated record. Gene Ontology annotation, molecular function: alpha-mannosidase activity; carbohydrate binding. Lineage: Eukaryota; Metazoa; Arthropoda; Malacostraca; Decapoda; Cambaridae.
AAAUAAACAGGUGCGACACAGAUAGCGAAGCAUAUAUAGGCUUGGUGGGGAGUGGUGCCUAACAUUCAGCAGCUUACAGUAGCAGUGACUACUGCUAUUGUCCUUAGAACCUGUUACCAUAACCACUGCUGAGCGAGGAUGACUGACCCAGGGGUGCAGGCGAGCCUCCACAAGGACGUCACCACCACACUACCACGUAUCUACAAUUACUUCGCGGCCACCCGCUUCAGGGAGGUCAACCUCAUCGACCGUCUUUAUCCGGACAUCCGUUCCGUGGAGCUGUCACACUGGAGCGUCCCUGGGGGUGCCGGAGCAUGGCAAGACUGGACCUUCCAGGAGAUAGUGGCGCAGGAGUUCGCCCCCACCACUGUCGGGGAGAAGUUCGGCCCCACCUGGAGCACCCACUGGUUCAAGGUCACCUUCCAGGUCCCGGACGAGUGGGCGGGAGCUGAAGUGAGGCUUCGCUGGGGUUCCAACUCUGAGGCCGCCGUCUGGAGCCCUGAAGGUAGUAUUCUCCAGGGACUGUCUACAGGGGACGAGGACGCUCUCCGCACAGACUACACCAUAACACAGUCCUAUGAGGCCGGGUCGCCCCCCUACACCUUCUACGUGGAGAUGGCCGCCAACCGCAUUAUGGGGGCCUCCUCUGGCGACCUUAUAGACCCGCCUGACCCGGCGCUGUUCUUCACACUGAGCCGGGCUGAGAUCGCGCGCCUCGACACCCGGGUGUACAAGCUGACGCGAGACCUCGAAGUCCUUCACCAGCUGGCUCAACAGCUGAUCCCGGACCAGCGGGGGUAUCAGGCUCUCUACACAGCCAACCAGAUGGUUAAUUCCAUCACAGCUGGUGAUGACAGCGGGGCUAGCGAUCUAGCCGACCAAUACCUGGCCAAGGGUAACGGGGCGCGGGCCCACACCUUGGCCGCGAUAGGCAACUGUCACAUCGACUCGGCAUGGCUCUGGCCUUACUCUGAGACCAAGAGGAAGGUCGCUCGAAGCUUCUCCUCUCAGCUCAAACUCAUGGACGACUACCCAGAGUUCAUCUUCGUGGCUUCACAGGCCCAGCAGUGGGCGUGGUGCAAGCAGUACUAUCCCGAGUUGUUCGAGAGGGUGAAGGCGAGAGUGGCGGAGGGAAGGUUCCUGCCCGUGGGCAGCACCUGGGUGGAGAUGGAUGGCAACAUCCCCAGCGGCGAGUCCUUCGUCAGGCAGUUCCUCCACGGCCAGCGCUUCUACCAGCAGGAACUCGGCAUCACCUGUAAGGAGUUUUGGCUUCCUGAUACCUUCGGCUACUCUGCUCAGAUCCCAGCUCUCAUGAAGCACGUGGGGCUGACCAGGUUCCUCACCCAGAAGCUCAGCUGGAACACCGUCAACAAGUUCCCUCACCACAACUUCGUGUGGGAGGGUAUUGACGGCACGCCCGUCCUCGCUCACUUCCCUCCCGGUGAAUCCUACGGCAUGUCUGUCAAGGUGGAGGAGGCGGCGCACACCGUGGACAACUUGCAGGACAAGGGACGUGUCUCCAUCUCAGCAUUCCUCUUCGGCUACGGGGACGGGGGCGGCGGCCCCACCCAGGAUAUGCUGGAAAGGACACGCCGGCUCAAGGACACGGACGGCUGCCCCAAGAUGCAAAUGAUGACCCCGGACGAGUUCUUCGGCCAGUUGGAGAAAGAGCAGCACAACCUGUGCAGGUGGGUCGGCGAGCUCUUCCUGGAGCGCCACAACGGCACCUACACCACACAGGCGGCCAUGAAGAGGCUGUGUCGUCAAGCAGAGUUUCGUCUGAGAGAUGCCGAGUUCCUCCUGACGCAGGCCGUGGCGGUCCUGGGCAUCAGCACCACCUCUCUACUCCUGAAGCAGAGCCUGGAGACGCUGGAGGGGGCCUGGAAGAAGGUGAUGCUCAACCAGUUCCACGACGUCCUCCCAGGCUCGGGAAUUGCUCUCAUCUACCCGGAAGCGGAGAGGCUGUACCAGGAGGCCAUGGAGGCCGCCCUCGCCGUCUGGAACGCUGCCGCUGACGCCAUCUUCGGCAGUGACGGGGAGAAGACGCAGGUGGCCCUCAACACGCUGCAGUGGGCCCGGACGGAGGUGGUGAAGGUGGCGUCGUCGACGGCGCAGAAGGGGGCACAGCGAGCCGAGGACGGCCUCCAGUAUGCCCUGGUGGCGGCCCCGCCCAUGGGUAGUGCCCCUGCCCAAGCCAUCGUGCCCUCCACUCCAGUCACUGUAGAGGUGGUGGACGGGGUGGUGGUGGUGGACAACGGCCUCCUGAGGGCCGAGAUCAACUCCUGGGGUCAGGUCAUCAGCCUCGUGGUCGCUGGCGACGAUAGGGACGUCUUCAGGAAAGCGGACGGUACCCAGCUGGCGGGGAACCAGUUGGUGCUCUUUGACGACCAACCCAUCUACUGGGACGCUUGGGACGUUAUGGACUACCACCUGGAGACACCCACAGUUCUUAAUGUUGAGGGGUCAGGAUACGCAGUGACGCCAGUGACAGUGGUGGAGUCUGGUCCUGUGAUGGCGAGGCUUCGUUGGGGGAUCACCAUCAGUCCAAACUCCUCCCUCACCCAGGACAUUGAGCUUGCCGCCGCCUCCCCCUACCUCACCUGCAGUACCUCCGUCACCUGGGGCGAGAACAGAAAGUUCCUGAAAGCCGUCUUCGACACCAACAUUCGCGCGCAAAACGCCAGCUUCGACAUCCAGUUCGGUCACCUGCAGCGCCCCACACACGUCAACACAUCCUGGGACUCCGCCAGAUAUGAAGUCUGCGGACACAAAUGGGCGGAUCUGUCUGAGCCAGACUGGGGGAUGGCUCUCCUCAACGACAGCAAGUAUGGCUGGAUGGCUCGCGGCCACCAGCUCUCCCUCUCUCUGCUCCGCUCACCCAAGGCUCCGGAUGACACUGCAGACAUGCGCCACCAUACCUUCCAGUACGCCAUCCUGCCCCACACAGGAACGCUGCAGGAGGCUGAGGUGGUCAGGCGAGGGUACGAAUUCAACAACCCUCUGACUCUGCUCCAGGUGCCCCAGGACAGGGCGGAGUGGUCUGCGGUGAGCGUGGAGGGUACCGGGGCCGUGGUACACACCGUCAAGCCCGCCGAGGACGGUACAGGUGAUGUCAUCCUGCGCCUCUAUGAGAGCAACGGGGCGAAGACCAAGAUAACGCUGAAGUUGUGGUGGCGGGUGUCGUCAGUGGCGGAGUGUGACGGGCUGGAGGUGGGCGGGGCAGCCCUGCCCUUCACCCUGUCUGACGGAGUGACCACCAUUCCUCUCUCCCUGGCUCCCUUCACCAUUCGCGCCCUCAGGCUCUCCCUGCUGGCCUAGUCCUCAGGCUCUCCCUGCUGGCCUAGUGCUGGCCCCAGGGCCCUAGUCUGGUGCUAAAGAUAGGGCGGACCCACCACAUAAAAAAAUCACCGGACGACACUACUUAAUCCUUUUACAUUUGUAUUCUGAUUUAAAAUUAAAACACAAUGAACAUAGUUUUAAAAGAAGGGCAUACCUGCUAUUUUGUAUGUCAAAUCAGAACUCAAUAACAAAAUUUUACACUAGGCUAAUAAAUCUAUAUUAUAUUUAAAAUCAAACAUAUUAUGAAUUAUGUAUAUGUGUGUUAUUUACUUAUUUGUUAAUUUUAAACGUAAAAUAACAAGAAAAUGCAGCAAUGUGAAGAUGUAUGAAGCGACUACAACAGUCUCUGGUGUUGGCUUCAUUCUUGUAAAGUAAUUAAUCACUUCAUUAUAAUCGGUAACAACGGUGAGGGACGGUAGCCCCGGACGACCUGUCGUCUCCCACUGUAGACGGACGGCAGCACUGUGUGUUACCGUCUCCCACUGUAGACGGACGGCAGCACUGUGUGUUACCGUCUCCCACUGUAGACGGACGGCAGCACUGUGUGUUACCGUCUCCCACUGUAGACGGACGGCAGCACUGUGUGUUACCGUCUCCCAAUGUAGACGGACGGCAGCACUGUGUGUUACCGUCUCCCACUGUAGACGGACGGCUGCACUGUGUGUGUUACCGUCUCCCACUGUAGACGGACGGCAGCACUGUGUGUGUCUGUCUUCCACUGUAGACGGACGGCAGCACUGUGUGUGUUACCGUCUCCCACUGUAGACGGACGGCAGCACUGUGUGUUACCGUCUCCCACUGUAGACGGACGGCUGCACUGUGUGUGUUACCGUCUCCCACUGUAGACGGACGGCAGCACUGUGUGUUACCGUCUCCCACUGUAGACGGACGGCUGCACUGUGUGUGUUACCGUCUCCCACUGUAGACGGACGGCAGCACUGUGUGUGUCUGUCUCCCACUGUAGACGGACGGCAGCACUGUGUGUGUUACCGUCUCCCACUGUAGACGGACGGCAGCACUGUGUGUGUGUCCGUCAACAUCAAUUUGAUAUUCAAAAUUUUUUUUUCUCAAAUAUAAGAUAACAUUUUUUCCUACCAGAAGGUACUGAAUAGUUAUGCCAAACUUAGGUUAGAUAGUUAGGGUUUGUUGUCUGUUUUGCAUUUGCAGUUCGAGGAUGGAGCAUUGAGAGACGUGCGAUUCGAGCUGAGGACGUGAUCGAAGUACUGCUCGAGAAAAGUACAUGAGUCAUCCAGCCCGUCCUCAGACCAAAACCAUUACUAUGAGAAACCAUACCCCCCUCAAACCGAUGGUCUGAAAGUCUAUUACGUUUCAAGUAAUAAUUUACAUGUAAACUGGCAAAUGAAUCUUUCUCGUAAAGAGAUUAUUCAAAAGUUAUAACUUUAACUCUUACAACAAUGUAAGAACUCUUUUAUAUAUAAAUAAAUACAAAAUUUAAUGAUAUAAAACGUUAGUUUAAAAUAUAAAAGUGUAUGCUGAAAACUUUUUCUUUAAAGCAUUUUCUGUAAACGGGAUUUUCGGGUACACUGAAACAGUUUUCAAUUGCCAUAUUUCACAUUAUAGUCAAUAAUACAUAAUUUUAACGUAACGAAUCGUGAUGAAACUUAACCUAACUAAAUCUAGCCAUGGAUAGUAAGUAGAUAAUAGCACAAAUUAUGCAGUCAUUCUCAAUCCAUUCCCUUGAGGGGAUCUCCCUGAGUACAGGUUAUCAUCAGUCAGCACACCCUCAUCAACAAACGCCAAAUGCUCGUUAAUCCAUCCGCCAAACCACAUUCAUGAACGAUAAACGGUUUACACACGACUCACAACUGAUGACGUCCGAUCACUUCUCGAACUGUGCUUCACUGAUUACCCGCGCCACUGUAAUGCUUCACCCACGUACAGAUAAUAAUAAAUAAUCACCAGAAACCAAUAUAAUUUUUGUUAAGAUAUUUGGCAAAACAGAAACCAAAAAGCAACCGGUUUCCUGCUCCAGCGCCUCGGUGUCGCGGUCCAGGGGGAAAUACCUCAGGUGAAUUGUGUACACACUUCCCAAGAUGUUUUUGAACCUCUUGAUUCAAAGAGGUUCACAUAUCAAUGAUUUACAUGUAUUUUUAUGUGUGUGUGUGUGUAUUUUGUAAGGUGCAAAAAACUGUAAAAUUAAAAAAAAAUGGAGUGUUGAAGGAUAAAUUCAAGGGGGGGGGAGACCACAAGGUUUUGCCUGAAAACCUUCUCUUCUCUUCUCUGAGACUAUGGGUCCUUAUGACAUUAUGUUAUUAUAUAAUAACACGGUACAUGUUAUUAUAAUGUGGACACUGUCAGUGAAGCUACCUACUUAUGGCCAAAUGCUGAAAGUCAUUAUCGAAGCAGAUACAUUGUAUACACAAAUUAAUGAUUAAAAAAAUAAUAUUACAUUCAAAA